AUGACUUGUGUCAAGUGUGGAAGAUCUGGUCAUUACGCCAAUGAGUGUACAUUCGACAAAAUGGUGUGUUACGAAUAUAAUGAGGAAGGGCACUUCAAGCAAGACUGCCCAAAGAGGAAAGGAGCUAAAAAGCCAAAUGUACCACUGGAGCACUAUGGGAGAUGCUACGAAGGAGUAACUUGUUUCAAGUGUGGGAAGACUAGGCAUUACGUUAAUGAUUGUACAUCCAACAAAAGGUUAUGUUACGGAUGUAGGGACAUGGGGCAUAUGUCAAAAGAUUUCGCGAAGAAAAACGAAUCAGUAAAUGUGCUAAAACCAAAGGCAAGAGCAUUCCAAAUGAUCCUUGAUGAAGCAGGUGACAAUGAAAGGGAUCGGGAAUAA
Molecule: messenger RNA, 381 nt
Organism: Lactuca sativa (garden lettuce)
Lineage: Eukaryota; Viridiplantae; Streptophyta; Magnoliopsida; Asterales; Asteraceae
Source: RefSeq, a predicted model, not a curated record